Lasiosphaeria miniovina is the source of this 963-nucleotide messenger RNA. RefSeq lists its product as uncharacterized. The record is from RefSeq and is a predicted model, not a curated record. Bases 300 to 536 code for a protein of 78 amino acids. Lineage: Eukaryota; Fungi; Ascomycota; Sordariomycetes; Sordariales; Lasiosphaeriaceae. The transcript is spliced from 2 exons.
GAAACAACACCGAGGAUCGCGGGCAACCUAAGGUGUCCGGUUUUGCAUUGCGGCAGCCACAUUCCUAGAUCCAGUCAUGCCCCCCUACUAAGUUAAAAGCAACGUGUCCCUCCUUCACUGCUGGCGGAUAGUCGCAUCUCUUAUCUGGCGUCUGGCGUCUGGCAUCUGGCAUCUCAAACGCGAGGCCAUCAUAAUUUGAACGCUCCACGUCCUUGCCUUCCUCGCCCGCUUCCUUUCCUGAGUCUUUGGGCCGUGCUGGACUAAAGUUCAAGAGGUUUUGGAGGCCACUGCAUGCACCUAUGCGCGAUGCCGUUGCAGGUUGCUGUGGUGCAACGCGUUCCCACGCAUCCACGAUGGCUUCUCGAGGUCUGGCCCUAGUGGUGUUCUUGGCAAAAUCAUCGCCCUGCAGGCAUCUUGCUGUAAGGUCAAGCCACGCCGCCGCCCAGAACCCCAAGUCACCACACGACCUAACUCUGUCGCGCUUGGCAGCUAUUCCGUGCAAACUCAAACAAAGAAGCAGGCCGCUUUGGUUCUAGGUCUGCGCGAGAACUAAGAGGCGCUGAGCCUGCAGUUCAAGUUCUUUCAUCCAGCCCAAAUGCCCUCCCAGAAACGGACGGGAUUCUGAGUAAGAAUGGGAAGUGCAUCCAACCCUUUUCCCACCUUCUUUUGUGGCCCCACCAGAUGGAAGCUUACCUAGCUCUUGGCCUACACAAUCGCAUUCUCUCUGCGCGUACAUCCGCAGCACCAAUCACUUGUGAUUACUCCAAGAAGUGCCAUUACGUAGCAUGCUUUAGAAUAAAUGGAAAAGGGGAUGCGGAGCAAAUGUAUACCGACGUAGGUAAAGUUAAUACGAUGGGCAUAUGGCUGCAUAGUAUCAUGAUGCGAAUAUGCUUGUAAUUGUUACGGGGGUGAUACCGGUCGGUAUUUUGUCUUACUGAAAAUGUCCGCCAUUGAAAUACUAGG